CGACCAGCCGUUCAGCGCGUUGAUGCCGGAACCCCAUUGACCUCUACGUAAGCAGAUCUGCGUUGGUGUUCCUCUCCUUCUCUCAUGUGGAGUCUUUUUUGAGCGGGACCCCGAUUUUCGAGGUCAUGUACCCCGGAGCUUUCGCCUGGUCCAAGUCUAUGGUUCAUUUUGUGGAGAAAUUAUGAAAUCAAACCCAGGAAAAUUUACCCAGGUACAGUCAAGGGCUGGCUGAUGCUCUGAUCCGACAGGAACGCAAGGUUGAUCGUAUCUUGUCUUACAACUGGACUGAAAAAUAUACACAUGUAGUGUUUGUCUCUAUCAUUGCAACCGCUUUCAACAAUGUCAGCUGCAGAUAGUGCUGCUCACCAGGGCUUAACAGUCCCGAAAAGAGCCCGUGCUUGUGAUUUUUGCAGGCUGAAGAAGAUCCGCUGCAUUGGUACACAUCCCUGUGACAAUUGUAUAGAACACGGCGAGAGCUGCAUUUUUUCAGAAAGGCAGCGGCGCAAAAAGAGGCGAACUCACCAUGAUCUGGCACGUCGACUUGCUGAAUUCGAGAGUUUUCUUGAUGCUGCACGGGAAGAUCAAAAUCUGGCCAGAAUCUUUGUCCGGAACGAUGCGCAUCAACCCUUUGGAUCUGAGCAGACUCAGGUGUCCAACGCCAUAAAUCGCGGACGACAAGACAGACCGCCUACCUCCAAUUCCGAGACUAGGUUCAAUGAUAUCUCGAAUACCGUUCCGCUCGAUCGAGGGCCCUCCCCUGUAGGGCUGCCAGUUCAGGAAGCCCAGCAACAACAAUCUCGACCAAGCCCACGAGAAUGGGAACGAAUAGAAAUUGCCUCACAAGCAUCACCAAAAGCCUCCAAAUCCUCAACAUUUCCAUACACUCCUACCCAGCCCAGCACAAAAGACACUAGCGGGUACGAAACAGUAAAGACAGGAAUCGAGUACUGGGGGCCAAGGACGAACAUGGCUCUUUGCUCGAAACCUGGUAUAGCCUGGGUAAAAGCGAGAGUUAGACAGCCAGACUUCGAGGCGAUUGCCUCACAAUUUGCCCUUGAUCUUGCAAAACGACUGAAGAUGGACAAGAGACCCUCAGCAGAGCGAAAACCGGAGCCGUCUCUUGACGUUGCGCUACAAUUCUCGCGAGCAUACUUUGAAGAAGGCACACAGGCAUCACUAGGCAUAAUUCAGCGCUGUUCGUUCGAGACGAGGCUCCGGACUUUCUUGAGUGGCAGUCAAAUCGAUGAUGAUCCAGCGUGGUACGCCUUACGCAAUACCGUCUACGCCUCGGGAUGCCGCAUCGAAUUAUCGAAAAGUGCUACUUUUCGAGAAGCUCAACGGGAAUCUUGGGCAUGGUUCGAGAAUGCACUAUCAGUACAUUCGGAAUUACUCUUCUGUCACACAUCGCUGACAGGCGUGCAAGCACUGGCACUCAUGGCAUAUGUCAUAGAAGGUAUCAGUUGUCCUAUUUUACAAUACAUGUUGUGCGCAAACGCCUUGAGACUGGCCGUGACUCAAGGACUACAUCGCCACCCCAUACAGUCAUGGAAUCUGCCAGAACAUGAAGUUGCGAUGCGGAAUUGCACGUUCUGGGCUCUAUAUUGUCUCGACAAGGAUCUUGCUUGGAGGGCUGGAAGGCCUUCAACAAUGGACGAUGACGAUAUCACCUGCGAAGUACCGCCAUCGAUGUACUUCCAGGGACUUGUCAGAAUAAGUCGACUUUCAUCGAUUGCGUACAGAAAAUUGGCGAGCGCUUCUGCACUUCAAAGCACACCCGCAGAGUGGGUGAACAAUGUUGUACAGAUGGACACGAUGCUGGAGGAACUUCGACAGUCGUUGAAAGACUCCCUCCAACUCCAUUUUCCACUCGAUCUGGCAAACGUUCCAGCCUUCCUAAACAAUCACGAAGCUGUCUCCCUUCAAUUUCUUUUUAACACACUCACAUGGGAUAUACAUUCAGCGUUGGCGCAUCCUUGGUGUCGAGAUAUCUUCAACCUAGACAAAAGCCACGAGUACAGAAGCCAGAUCGAACGUUCGUCGAAAAUCCUGGCUGAGACUUCCAAAGCAGCGAUACUCGAGUGCAGGUUUGUUCAUUGUGACGCAAAUUGUUCACUAGUGAAGGGUUACUACACUCCGCUGUAUGCGGUGAUCAAUCUCUUUGUUUCCAUACUUCAGAACUUGGCAUGCGCCACACCAUCAGAUCUAGCACUCAUGGACGUGGGCGCUGGCCAUUUUGCACGUCUUUCAUUCGCAACGGAAUCCGACUUCAAUGUGCCACUGGUGAAGAAUCUGGCUCUCCUCGCCAACAACGCCCUGGAAGUAUACAAAACAAUACAACCAAGUCAGACUUCAACUCUAGGCCAGCUGGACAAUGACGGUUCCUCCUUUCUGUCUGUUGCUCCUCCAUUCGUAACGGCUCCGGAGGGAGUGCCUGGGUCAUUCUCCGAAGAACACCUACAUCAAGAUUGGUUGGAUGCAAGCCUCAACGAAGAUUUUGAAAUGUGGAGUAUUUUCUACCCAGGAGGUCCAGAGAGUCAUCUUCAAGAUCCACCAAUCUAUGAAGAAAGUCGUCAGUCUAUACCUUGAACAUUGAUUACGUACGAGUAGCAGUGGGAAAUUCAAUCGCAGAUGAGCCAGCGAUCAACAUCUCUGCAAAUGUAGAUCCCAGAUUGUUUAUUGCUCGAUAUCCAAGACUAAAGUCGUUCGGUUCGAAUACGUUGUUCGGAACAAGACAUGGUU
This is a messenger RNA of Exophiala oligosperma, 2739 nucleotides long. RefSeq lists its product as uncharacterized. The coding region runs from base 340 to 2586 and encodes 748 amino acids. NCBI's taxonomy places the organism in Eukaryota, Fungi, Ascomycota, Eurotiomycetes, Chaetothyriales, Herpotrichiellaceae. Gene Ontology annotation, biological process: DNA-templated transcription; regulation of DNA-templated transcription. The transcript is spliced from 9 exons. Gene Ontology annotation, molecular function: zinc ion binding; DNA-binding transcription factor activity, RNA polymerase II-specific; DNA binding. The record is from RefSeq and is a predicted model, not a curated record.